This is a messenger RNA of Salvia splendens (bonfire salvia), 1385 nucleotides long. RefSeq names its product exopolygalacturonase. Gene Ontology annotation, biological process: carbohydrate metabolic process. Gene Ontology annotation, molecular function: polygalacturonase activity. The transcript is spliced from 4 exons. The record is from RefSeq and is a predicted model, not a curated record. Bases 5 to 1189 code for a protein of 394 amino acids. NCBI's taxonomy places the organism in Eukaryota, Viridiplantae, Streptophyta, Magnoliopsida, Lamiales, Lamiaceae.
GGAAAUGACAACUGCAACACUACUCUUGCUUUUGCUCUGCUACAUUGUGAACGUUUCAUGUGUAGUAGCUCUGCCACCGAAAGUCUUCAAUGUGAUGGCUUACGGAGCCGUCAACGACGGCACCAAAGACAACGUAAAGGCAUUUUCGGCGGCGUGGAAGGAUGCGUGCGAGUACGAAGGGAGGGGUAGGGUCGUGAUUCCGCGAGGGGUGUAUGCAUUGGGUUCGGUGAUAUUCACGGGCUAUUGCAGAGGUACGAUGAGUUUCAUCAUCCAUGGAAGUCUUAGAGCCCCAACCGAUCGUCAGUCAUUUUCCCUUGACACGUGGAUCGGGUUCCGGUAUGUCGAAUACCUGACCAUAAAAGGCGGCGGCUACUUGGACGGACAAGGCCAUGUUGCGUGGCACUAUAAUGACUGCAGUACCAAUUUUAAGUGCAGCAAGCUUCCUGCGUCACUGAGGCUUGAUUUCGUGAGAAACUCAUGGAUCCAUCACAUCCGAUCCAUCAACAGCAAGAACACACACUUGAACAUCUUCGCGUGCCACAACAUCACCAUCAGCAACGUCCGCAUCAACGCCCCGGCCGACAGCCCCAACACCGACGGCAUCCACAUCGGCUCCUCGGCCAACAUCCGCAUCCUCAACUCCACCAUCCGCACCGGCGACGACUGCGUCAGCAUGGUCUCUGGCAGCCGCGGCAUCGAGGUCGCCAACGUCCGCUGCGGCCCCGGCCACGGCAUCAGCAUCGGCAGCCUCGGCCGCAGCCACGCCGAGGAGCCCGUCACCGACAUCACCGUCCGCAACACCACCUUCGUCGCCACCGACAACGGCGUCCGCAUCAAGACCUGGGCCCCCUCCGAUGCCACCUCCGCCUCCAACAUCACCUUCCAAGACAUCAACAUGAUCGCCGUCGCCAACCCCAUCUUGAUCGACCAAGUCUACUGCCCCUCCGGCAACUGCUUAGAGGCUCAGUCGAACGUGGAGAUACGGGACGUGGUGUUUAAGAAUAUAAGGGGCACGUCGAGCUCAGAAGUUGCGGUGAAGUUGCAGUGCAGCAGAGCUCGGCCCUGCAGGAACGUGAAGCUCGUCGACAUUAACUUGGCGUACAGAGGCCUGAGAGGGAAGAGCAGAGCUGUGUGUGUGAAUGCGUUGGGCUCUUCUUCUGGAACUCAAAUUCCAAGUGGAUGCCUAUAGCUGUUACCUCUCUUUUUUUAGUCAGUUGAGAGAGAUUUAGUUUCUUCUUCUAAGUUUUUGUAUCAUGUAUAUUUGCCUUCUAUGUAGCAAAGAACCUCCUCUUGAUCCUACCAUUGAUAAUCUCAAUGUUGUAUUUCUGAGGAUGUGUAGAAUUAGAAUUCAGUUCCAAAUCUAAAUACUUUUGUGUAAUUUUCAA